AUGACAUUUCAAGAGGCUUUGAGCCCCCGAGUUAGAAUAGAUUCUUUCUGGUCCGACGAUGAUACACUCAAAGAAAAUGAGGAGGUACUUGAUCUUGAGUGUAUGGGUAAUAUGGAUUAUGAUAUCGAUCGAUGUGCUUCGUUCUCACUACCGGACAUGCUAUUCCAACAAGUGGUAUGAAAAGAAACUUGUUUCAGAACUUUCAAGAAAUAUUUUGCUAAUAUUAAAAAGAAAAUCGAGGAGUUUUGGAAUCUGUCCGAUUCACUGUCAAUAAAUCAGAACUGUGAUGGACCAUUAUCAAGGUUCAAAAAUUUUAAUCAUUAUUUCAACUCGACAACUUCGGCAGGGGUGGUAUCGCACAUGAUUACAGGAAUUCAUAAACUCAUACAUUUGAAAGCCAGAGGUGAUCCAGUUGAGCUCGAGGCUUUGAAAUACAUCGAUUUCAAUACACUUGAAUUAUCUGUUGAGCCAAGAGCAGGGAGAAAUACUUUUAAUGCCUCCGACGACCAAUCACAGUUUCAAAUAAAUGUGAAAGCUUCUAAGACUUACGUCUUCAUGGCUUCAUUUAAACUUUUCACCUCUAAAUACAUUUAUUCACCUACAGAGCUCAACCCAGAAAUUUUCUGUACGCUUAAUCGUUUCCUAAGGUCUUCUGGUGAUGACAAAGCGAGUCGAACCAUGGGGCCGAAACAUUCAGAACAGUACUUUGGUCUCUCAAACCAAUGCCAAUGCAAGAUAGGAGUCCACAGCUGGUUGAAAGGGUUCAUUCAACAAAUCAAUUCUAGAGACCGAAAGGCAGGAAAAUCAGAGAAUCCAAUUUAUCAUAUAUCUCGGCUCUAUCUGAGGUUUAUCAACCGCAACUGUUUCGGUGAACAAUCCAAACAGGUGACUAUGAUUUUACUUCAGUCAUUUGGCAUAAAAUGGAUGCACUAUAUGGUGUUGCCUUUUGAUGAAAACGAGGAGGAAUUUCAAGAAAUCAUGAGUAAACCGAUAGAUAUGCCUAUCCGAAAGUUACCAAAGUAUCUAGAGAAGGUAUUGGCUAGAAACCUCGACAGAAUUAUUGCACAUUCAAAUGGGAACGACAUCCAACUAAACAAUUCAAGUUACGAUUCAUACUCAGAAGUUAACAAUGUCGACGCUGCGGCGAUUUCUUCCCAGACGAAUGGUAGGAAACCAAAACCAAACCCUUAUGAAGACAUUCGCGAUACCAAGUUGCUACUCAACAGUGUCUCUUCACAGUUAGAACCUAUCUUGGUAUCUCACGCCCAAAAUUCUCCGGAUUGUGUAAAUGAAGAAAACCCUACCGGCGCUAGCACAUCCCCAGGUUUCCAUUCCGAAAUAUCCAGAUCAAAUGGAUCUUGCGAAAGACGACCAGUUGGCACUGGACCAACUUCUACACUCGAGAGAAGGAAUUCAUGUCUCAAAUGCUCCACAGUUUGGUUCUGGAACAAGGAAUGUGAUAUUUGUGGCUGGAAGCUGGUCCAAGAAGAUUUUUCUAAUAGACGGACGCAAGCGCCCAAGAUGACAAAGAUGUUCAACAAAACCAAAAUAUCAAAGAGAGGGUGCCCUGGGUGUUAUAUAUGUGAAAAGCCUGAAUUUUUAGGUUUAUGUCAUAAUUAUGGCUUCAGAAAAUCCUUGCCGGUGGUAUCUGAUGAAUGGUCAACAAUGUCCGAGUUGUCAAGAUCUGCAUCACCAGAUAAGAAGAAACCUCGUCCCGAGAGGAAAGAUCCAUCUCCUGACACGAACAGUUGUCCCCAAUGUGGAGCACUUGAAUUCUAUGGAAUCUGUUAUAUCUGUAGCUAUGGAAUGUGGAUAGCGCCAUCAACUAUGAAGAGGAAAAGUCCCACCUUGGAUUGUAACAAUGACACAGCCGAAGAUUUUAAUAGAACUAGGAUCACUAAAGGUCAAGAUCAAAUGGUUUUCCGAAACUUUAUGGACAGUCACCAAACUAGGCAUCGAUGUGUGCGUCUCGGGCGUUUGGCGAUGAUGAUUAAGAAAAAUGGAAGGAACCCUAGGCUCGCCACUCAGAUGCGUCGUCGUUUAGCUUCCCGUUGGAAAUAUUUCGCUCCCCAAACGGCAAUGGGUGUUCCAAAAAUAACUUCUGAUGAAUACUUGAGGGUUACGAGGGUAUUUUCGGAGACCAAAGUUUCACGCCUGCAGACGGUGGAAGCUAAUCCUCAUGCCACCAGUGAAAAUAAUCAGGAAAUCCGACAUGCCAAUAUUUUGGAAGCGACGAGUACAACGCAAACAGAUAAUGAGGUUUAUGUAAAUACUACUCAAUAUCCAAAGGUAGAAUCUCCAGAUGAAUAUUAUGCAUCAUCAAGGCAUUCAAAGGAAGAAAGUCCUAAUACGAGUCGAUCUAAUUACUUAACUUUAGUCAAAAAAAGUAGAAGUUAUAAUACGCAACCUCAGUUAGAAAACCCAGAGACAAGGAUAGUUGAUAGUUGUAUCCCAAUUCAAGAAGGGCCUGAAGAAUGUGAACUUCCACCUGUAUCUCUUGUCAGAAGAGGAACGCAGUGGCUUUCGGCCUUUCCCUGCGCAAUGGCUGUUGGUAUUAGAAGUCUCUUGGGCUUUCGGAAAGUCCGUAGUUUAUACGAUGAGGAAGCAGCUGUAGAUAUCGAGCUUCCACGGUGGCUAGACGAGGAUGUGGAUUCAUUUCGGUGCAAAAGGUUGCGCUUUUGA
Messenger RNA from Sclerotinia trifoliorum, 2682 nucleotides. The record is from the annotation of a GenBank genome assembly. NCBI's taxonomy places the organism in Eukaryota, Fungi, Ascomycota, Leotiomycetes, Helotiales, Sclerotiniaceae.